Molecule: messenger RNA, 2653 nt
Organism: Phytophthora nicotianae INRA-310
Lineage: Eukaryota; Oomycota; Peronosporomycetes; Peronosporales; Peronosporaceae
Exons: 2
Coding region: 56-1390 (444 amino acids)
Biological process (GO): transmembrane transport; carbohydrate transport
Cellular component (GO): membrane
Molecular function (GO): carbohydrate:proton symporter activity; myo-inositol:proton symporter activity
Source: RefSeq, a predicted model, not a curated record
CGAAAAAUGUGGCGCAGCGACAUCUGGAUCAUCUUGAAGCCAUCCCGCCAUAAGAAUGGAAGCACACGACAUCAAGGAGAAGCUACUGCCCAAGAUGGAGCCAAUCGCGCCUCAGCGUCAACGACAACGGGUGGGUGAGCGUCCGCUUGCAAGAUCAAAGCCUGGGGCUAGCGAUGGAAGCGCGCCGGUUCGAUCCGCAGCGUCUCCAGUGGGUUGUGGCCAAACUGACCGACUGCGGCUUGCAGCAUGGCUAGUCUCCAUCUCUUCGUUCAUGUGGGGGUUCAGCGCCGCCGUACUCAAUGUCUGUAUCGUCCCAGACGCAGUGGGCUCCAUUCUCGUUGAUAUUAACCUCAGUACGGAGGAGCAGGAGCGCGCGACGGCGCUUGUUGUCGUGGGUUGCGUUCUGUCAGCACUCACCACGGGUGGUAUUGGUGCGCGUGUGGGGCAGAAGAAAACCAUACUCAUCAAUAAUGUGCUCUAUAUUAUUGGCGGUGCUAUCUGUGCACUCGCCACGUCCAAGCGCGAGCUCUAUGCUGGCCGACUGCUCAUUGGACUGGCGUCGGGUGUUGUAACCAACACAGUUCCGAUCUUGUUAACGGAGAUCUCGCCUGCCAUCUCACGCGGGGAGAUCACGUCACUGCAUCAACUCAGUUUGACGAUCGGAAUGCUGGUGACAGCUGUACUGGGCUUUUUCUUCAUCUCCAAUGUGCCCUCCGGGUGGCGAUACCUCAACGGAUUCAUGAUCCUGCCACCAUUGAUACAGUGUCUGUGCGCGUCACUUGUACCGGAAAGUCCGUGGUGGCUUAUGAAGAACCGUGGGCGUGACCAAUCCCGUGCAACGCUGGUGUUUCUACGUCCAAAGAACCAAAAGGAUGCCAUUGAAACUGAAGUACAGGAAAUCGCUCGCGUGAUGGAGCACCGUCAGCACGAGCCUCAUGUGACUUGGUCGCACCUCCUGGCACAUAAGAAAGUCAUGGUAACAGGCACUAUCCUCGUCUUUUUCCAGGCUAUGACUGGCAUCAACACUGUGAUGCUGUACUCGGCCAAGAUUUUCCACUUCGCUGGGGUGACCAACCCGUUCUUCGCCACGGCCGUCGUAGGUUUCACCAACGUAGGCGUCACGAUCAUAUCCGUGCGCUUUGUGGACUCAUAUGGACGCCGUCCUCUGCUCAUCGUUGGUACUACUAUUAUGAUUCUCGCACUCGGAGUACUGAGCUGGUCACUGCUCUACCUCAACCAGAAUCUUGCAGUCCAGGGUACGGUCGCUGUGAUAUCGGUACUCAUGUUUGUUGGUGGGUUCGCUGUUGGUCUCGGUGCUGUCGUGUGGUACGUUUACAUUGAAUUCUGGCUGUUGUUAUGGAUCGAUUUGUUCACACAAUUUAUCUGUUGAUAGGGUCAUGCUAGGAGACAUCACGCCGGUGCACAUCCGUUCACGAGCGUUCGCUUUCUACAUGGUCGUCAGCUAUAUCUGCAACAUUUUAAUUGCUGUGUACACGUUGUCUGCUAUCAACUUCUUGGGGCGAGGUUCGAAUCCCGAGAAGAAUGGUAUCGCCAAGCUCUACCUAAUUCUCUGUGGUGUCGCUGUUGUGUGCCUCACGUACAUCUACGCUUCAGUGGAAGAAACCUCGCAUGUCAAGACGGCACCUGCGAAGGCUGAUGAUCAGAAAUCGCUUUUGGCGGAGGAGGGACUAGAGACACUAGACGAGGAUUUUGGCAUUCCACGCCAUACGACGGAUCUAUAAGUGCCAAGAGCUUCUGAGUACGAUUUUUCAAUCAAUCACGACGACGAUUGCAUUGAUAACCAUGCGCAUCUUGCCGUCGUAUCACUCCACUGUGUGAGCUACUGCUCCAGAAGGCAAGCAGUCUCAGCGAUCUCCCGCACUGCUUUCGCGACGGAGAUGAGACGCUCACUGUGGUCGUUGGGUGAGAGCGAAUCGGUGAGGAUAGCCAUCUUCUACAAUACAUGCAAGAAAUACAUCGCAAACGUUAAUACUUCAAUAGGCUUCCCAAGAGAGUGGUCUGCCAUCGUUGAGUUUGUCUGAUCGGCUUGCAGACAUGCAAAAGAUCGGACUGUCGAGUCCACGUGAUCGUGCUUCAAACCACUCGCAAAAUUCCCCAAAGGCAAUAAGCGCACGAUAGGACCGGCAACAGAUUAGAAUAAAUGCGGAUGCUCCACCUGAUAAAGCGCAGCGAGAGUCCGACGGCGGAUGGCAUUCACUUCUGCGUCGCUGUCGGGACUGAUGGUGCUCACCGCGCUGUCAAUCUUGCGUUUCGCUGUAGCAAAUAAUGUCACGAGCAGAAAGCAAAAGCAUGUUAGAGUCGAUCGAAGUAGAAUCGCAGCCUCGCUAUACCAGCUCCGUAUGUUGCCGUCGCUCGACGAGCCUUCACUUGCUCGAGUUCCUGCAUCUCCUUGGCCUGCUUGGCUUGCUCUUCCAAGCGGAACUGCUGCUCGAUGCGGCGUGCGCGCUCCUCCUCGCGCCGAGCUUCGGCCUCGGCCUCUUCCUUCUCAGUCGCAGCGAGUUCUUCAGCCUCCUGUUCCGCCUGCUUCUUGGCCUCUUCCUCGGUGACCACAAACUGGUCGCAUCGAACACAGUACAUCUAGCACCGCCACCAGAACAAGCGUUAGGUCUGGACAAAAUCUAAAUCUCCGCUU